GCGGCUCGCUCCCUAUAUAAAAGCGGCGCGGCAGCAGCGCCGGGGCUCCAGUUCGGCGAGGGCAGCGGUUGGGUGCGGAGCUGGGCGCGGAGGUCCUUGCUUUGGCUGCGGAGCCCUCGUGACUGCGAUAGGGUCAGACAUGCCCUUCUCAAACAGCCACAACCUCCUGAAGAUGAAGCACUCUGCUGCUGAUGAGUUCCCUGACCUGAGCACCCACAACAAUCACAUGGCCAAGGUGCUGACCCUGGACCUGUACAAGAAGUUGAGGGACAAACAGACUCCCAGUGGAUUUACGCUGGAUGAUGUCAUCCAGACGGGGGUUGACAACCCAGGCCAUCCCUUCAUAAUGACAGUGGGAUGCGUAGCUGGCGAUGAAGAAUCCUAUGAUGUGUUUAAGGAACUCUUUGAUCCAGUUAUUGAAGACAGGCACGGUGGCUACAAACCAACUGAUCAACACAAGACCGACCUGAAUGCUGAUAGCCUGCAGGGUGGUGAUGACCUGGAUCCCAAUUACGUGCUCAGCUCUCGUGUCAGAACUGGCAGGAGCAUCCGUGGAUUCUGUCUUCCCCCUCACUGUAGUAGAGGAGAGAGGCGGGCUAUUGAAAAGCUCUCUGUUGAAGCUCUGGGUAGUCUGGGAGGUGAUCUCAAGGGGAAGUACUAUGCCCUGAGGAACAUGACCGAUGCAGAGCAGCAGCAGCUGAUUGAUGAUCACUUCUUGUUCGACAAGCCUGUUUCUCCUCUGCUGCUGGCAUCUGGGAUGGCACGAGAUUGGCCUGACGCCAGGGGGAUCUGGCACAAUGAUAACAAGACUUUCCUUGUCUGGAUCAACGAGGAGGAUCACCUUAGAGUUAUUUCCAUGCAGAAAGGUGGCAACAUGAAGGAAGUAUUUACUCGCUUCUGUACUGGACUAACACAGAUAGAAAAUCUCUUCAAGUCCAAAAACCAUGAGUUCAUGUGGAAUCCGCAUUUGGGCUACAUCCUGACCUGCCCAUCCAACCUGGGAACGGGGCUCCGUGCUGGUGUGCACAUCAAGCUGCCAAACCUUGGGAAACAUGAGAAGUUUGGAGAAGUCCUCAAGAGGCUUCGGCUGCAGAAACGAGGCACAGGUGGUGUGGACACAGCUGCUGUCGGAGGAGUGUUUGAUGUCUCCAAUGCUGAUCGCCUUGGCUUCUCUGAGGUGGAGCUGGUGCAGAUGGUGGUGGAUGGUGUGAAGCUGCUCAUUGAAAUGGAAAAACGCCUUGAAAAAGGCCAGUCCAUUGAUGACCUCAUACCAGCUCAGAAAUAAAGCACUUUAUUCUCAUGCUUCCUAACUUAUUGGAUGAAUAAUAAAAUGUCACUCCAAUUCAAACCCCUGGGGUCAGAGCCCACUUAGUUACACUGUAGAGAAGUCUUCCAUCCAUCUGUGUUAGAGUUUAUUUUUUGAUGGCUGAGAUGUUGUUGAAAAUGAAAUAAACUGUUGUUUUGGCCUGA
Molecule: messenger RNA, 1470 nt
Organism: Oxyura jamaicensis (ruddy duck)
Lineage: Eukaryota; Metazoa; Chordata; Aves; Anseriformes; Anatidae
Gene: CKB
Product: creatine kinase B
Exons: 8
Coding region: 140-1285 (381 amino acids)
Biological process (GO): phosphocreatine biosynthetic process
Molecular function (GO): creatine kinase activity
Source: RefSeq, a predicted model, not a curated record